Messenger RNA from Botrytis byssoidea, 1329 nucleotides. RefSeq lists its product as uncharacterized. NCBI's taxonomy places the organism in Eukaryota, Fungi, Ascomycota, Leotiomycetes, Helotiales, Sclerotiniaceae. Gene Ontology annotation, molecular function: endonuclease activity. The transcript has a single exon. The record is from RefSeq and is a predicted model, not a curated record. Bases 1 to 1329 code for a protein of 442 amino acids.
AUGACACCCCUCGAUCGGGUUGCAGAUUUUAGUUCUGAGUUCAAAAUUACUGAAAACUACCAGAUGUAUUGCUCAAGAGACUUGAAGAAACAGGGCCAGAUAUUGGGAGAUGUUCUACCGAGUGACCAGGGUCUAUGUGACCGCAAGACUACACUUGCAGGGGAUGAUCGUAUAUUCAUCGAUCUCACUCGAAUCUUUGAACAUGAUUCUGAGGUUCCAGGAGAGAAACUCCUCGAAGGUUCAAUCUCUAUAGUACACGGUGCUCAAGGAUAUCAUCGUUCGCCUUUAGCAGACAUUACUCAUCACAUAGUAUCAAUCAAUUUAGUGGUUUUACCAACUUACGAAGAUUUGAUUGCGUCUUUUCCUCCAGUCUCCCCAUUUAAAAUCUUUGAAGACCUCUGUGAGGCACAGUUGUGGGAGGCAAGAGGCAAAGACUUGGGAACUACGCUGGACCUUAGCAGUUCUGCAGGUAAAUCCAUAAGUAUUGAUGCAAUCGAUUUGAGUCAUGACCCAGAAGACGAAACGAGUAAGAAGUCAUCCGUUUUGUCGAAAAGCGUUUGUUCAAGCCCAUCGGGAAGCUUCCGAGAUCGGUUAUUCGCAUCUCAUAAAAUCACCAGUUCUUGCAAUGCUAGAUCUGCCGCAGCCGUCGUGCAUCUAGCUGAUAAACCAGACCAAGAUUCACCGGGCAACAAGCUGGAAUGCCGAGAAAGAAAGCGCAUUAUUGUUUCUUCGACUCGCAGGCCUCCUCAAGUUAAAAAGUCCAUGCAGGUAUGGUUAGAAUCAAUCAAUCGUCUGCUCGAUCCAUUCAGAGAAGACGACGAAUGCUGGUUUCACCCCGCGCCACCGCCUCCCCGCAUCACUCCCAUCGGUACGUGGCGUGCUUGCGGCAAUAUACAGAAAGCUUUCAGCUGGCAAGAUCACAAUGGGAAACACAGUCUUGUCUUAAAUUUUGGUAUAGUCUCCAAAAUUCUCUUUCACACAAUGACAAAACGACAGAAAGAUGGAUUUGUCAACAGGAAGUGGCACCUCAGCCAUCUUUGUGGGAAUUGGACAUGUUUGAAUCCUAACCAUACGACUGUUGAACCCGGCAAUGUUAACAUUAGCCGAAACAGUUGCUUUUCCCAUAGAGGCGGCUGCUCACAUGAGCCCAAAUGUAUGAAGGAAAAGAAAGCCAACUUGAGUGCCAAAGGCAUCCCCAUUUAUCAUAAUGACGAGAUCAUGCAAGAUGCUGAUACCCGUCCUAGUAGUGUAGAAGUUCAGGACUGGGGCAUGAAAAGUUUUGAUCUUGACCACAAUUUGUCUGAGCAUGAAAUGUUGCUCGUCAAUUAA